CUGUCGAUCACCCGGCACAAACAAAACCAGCUACUCCAAACGCAGCAGCUAGCGUUAGCUCGGAAACAAAUCCGAUUGAUUAUUGCACUUUCCGGACCAAUGACUAACAAAAACAAAUCAAAUCCACUGUUUCAAUUGGAUAUCUAAUAUAGUGAGUCUAAUCUGCUGUCGUCUAUCACCAUAUUUCCCGUUGCAGUAACAGGUAAAGAUGCUUUCUACUGGAGAUGUCCAAGGUUGUCUUCGUAAACUGGAAACUCUACUGCGGGCCAUAAAGUAUCCAGGACACGUCGACUACAAUGGCCUUUCCAAAGGAGAUCCCUCAGCUUUUCUACCAAUCGUGAGUUUCACCCUCACUUCCUUUUCUCCUCCUUUUGCUGAGCAACUCAUGGCAACUGGACUCGAUGUGACGGGCAAAACUGACCUCCGAUUCACUGACACUCUUUAUAAGGUACUACGAGAUGUUUUCCACUAUAAACCCAUAUUGACCAAGCAGCAGUUCCUCCAGUGGGGUUUCUCUCAAAGGAAAAUCUCGGUCAUCUGUGACAUCAUUAACUUGGUCCUGCAGAAACACAAUCAACUGAAGAAGCCCAGAGUCAGAUGUCCUGCCUCAAACAAGGAUGGCAGAGGUGGAGCUCAUCCCCCACUGACUGAAGCAGACACUGUGUCCAAUAUACCAUUUGUUGUAAAUCACACACACAGUCCCACAAAGCCACACCAUGUAGAAGUAUUCUCCUCUAAUUCUCCUGGAAUUCGGAUCCCAGAGCUGGCAGCAGGGGAGGAGGACAAGGAGAACAGUCCUUAUUCAUCAGAUGUGGAAGGAAGACUCUCAGCACUGGAGGUUCAACUAGAGAGUCUUUCUGGGCUCCACAGGCUAAGUAUCCUGGAGAAACGCCUGGAGAAACUCGAGACAAAUAAUGACAAGAAUGAAGGAGAAGUCAUCACCAUAUCCAGAGAGAGCUGGGAAAAUCUGAUGAGCAGAGUCCUGUUACUGGAAACUAAACUAGAACUGAGCAAUGCACAGUUUAAUGCCCGACCGCCAAGUGCACCAUCUACCUCAUCCUAUUCUUCCAACAUGUCUGAUGCUUCAAAGGAGGACCUCAAGGACAAGCUGGAGAGAAUCACUAACAUGCUGAAGAGCACCUCGACUCUGCUGAAGAGCACCGAGUCCUCCACAACACCCUGCAAAUGAAUUCUGAUAAAUGAGGAUCAUUUCAGUUUGGUUUAAUGUAAUUUUAUGUCAUCUUGGUAAUGUUCAUAUUCCUAAUAAAAGCUAAUUAUCACACUGUGAUGUCUGCUUUGUAAAUUUUCUAACAAGCUACUGAGGAACUUGUGUAGAUGAUUUUAUGUCUCAAGUGAAGUUAUUAAGAAGUAGAAAUACUGUCAUCAUAACAGUAACUGUUGAGGAAUAAAGGCUUUAUUCAUGAAA
Messenger RNA from Larimichthys crocea (large yellow croaker), 1426 nucleotides. It is a transcript of the gene cep44, whose product is annotated as centrosomal protein 44. The record is from RefSeq and is a predicted model, not a curated record. Gene Ontology annotation, cellular component: centrosome; spindle pole. Lineage: Eukaryota; Metazoa; Chordata; Actinopteri; Sciaenidae. Bases 209 to 1189 code for a protein of 326 amino acids. Gene Ontology annotation, biological process: centriole replication; centriole-centriole cohesion. The transcript is spliced from 11 exons.